Asterias rubens (European starfish) is the source of this 2868-nucleotide messenger RNA. Its product is annotated as leucine zipper transcription factor-like protein 1. The coding region runs from base 93 to 1001 and encodes 302 amino acids. NCBI's taxonomy places the organism in Eukaryota, Metazoa, Echinodermata, Asteroidea, Forcipulatida, Asteriidae. The transcript has 8 exons. Gene Ontology annotation, cellular component: cytoplasm. The record is from RefSeq and is a predicted model, not a curated record. Gene Ontology annotation, biological process: negative regulation of protein localization to cilium.
CAUAUUUUCAUGGUAGGCAUAGUUUCAGUGUAAACGACUUCAGGUUUUUACAGUCACGCAGUUGGACUCAAUAAACGCCGAAAAAUUCAAAAAUGGCGAGUGCUUUGGGAGUGAGUGACCACCAUCAGGAAUCGCUGGUGAACUACAUGAGGUUCAAUCGCUACAAACGCAACCAGAAUCUACGUGGUGUUGAAGGUUGCUUUCAGGAUCUCAAAGACAGCAGGUUGACCGAAGACACUUUUACUGCUGAUGAAGUGGUUGAGAUGCUUGAUGGUCUUGAGGCUGUAGUCCGAGGUGAAGUGGAGUCUGAACUUAUUAACACAGCCCACACCAAUGUCUUAUUACUUCGUCAGCUGUUCCAACAGGCAGAGAAAUGGCAUCUCAAGCUCAUGGCUGAUAUAUCUGAACUGGAAAAUCGGGAACUGAUAGAAAUGAUUGCAGACUUUGAAGAGAGUCAGUUUUCCGGAAAGUCAGUGACGAGCAAGCCGACCUUUGAGAUGAAGCGUCUUGACCCUAUGGCUGGAGAAGGAGAGCAACUUCUCCAUGCUGAGAUUGCAAGACUCAAUGAGGAGAAUAACAAACUCAAGGAACGUCUCAAGAUGGUUGAGACACAGGCAACAGCAGCCUUGGCAGAUCGUUCUCGUCUACAAGCUGAUCUACACAACACUCAGGAUGAAUUGGGUAAUAUGAAAUCAAGGCAGCCAAUGAAGAACACUAGUGGUCUCAGCGAUCUGGAACAUCAGAUGUCCACCGUCAAAUCAGAAAUGGAGAAGAAUCUCAAGUUGAGUUCACAGAAAGCGGACGGUCUAGAAGGAGAUUUGACGCAAACUAAACACAAACUCUUGGAGAUGAAGGCUCAAUUGGAGAUGACAGAAAAGGAAUUAGAGAAGAAGUUCAGCCAGACCGGCGCCUACAAGAAUCUUAAGUCCAUGCUGUCAAAGAAGAACGAUCAGCUGAAAGACCUAAGAUCCCGACUACGGCAAUACGAACCAGAUAACUAAGAGCCACUCAGACAGUACCUGGACCCACUGUUCCUCUACAGACCUAGCUCCCAGUUUCAGCUCAGCCUCCUCGCCGCCCCCCCCCCCCCCCCCAAUGUGUGGUAAAUCUAAAUUUAGGGGGUAUUUAUGUUUUUAAGCAUCAGUGAAUAGGCAUUGUGGGAAGUACUAGCUAGAGUCUAAAACUGUUUGUGUGUGGCAGCUGGGCCCACUUUCAUAGAGCUACUUAAGUAACUGAAUAUGCUAAGCAGAAUUGAGUAGGAUUCCAGUCACCUGACGCUGUAUUUUGGCUGCAUGGUAUCCUUGUUCUGGUUAGCAUACCUUUAUUUUGCUUAGCUUUUGUGCUCUAUGAAAAUGAGAUGUGGCAAAUAAUAUUGAUUUCAUGCUGGUGUGUUUGUUAUUGACUAAAACACAAACAACUCCAAAACACAAACAAAUAACUAACAAUAACAAUGACUAAUUAUCAUCUCUUUGUAAUAGCGUAAUGGUUUUCAAAGCCUGUGCAAUCUAGGACAGCAAUCUUCACUGUUACUCCACUGAUUUAAGUAUUCCAGAUUUCAUCAGUAGUUUUCAGAUGCAGAUCAAAGUAAACUGUGGUUUGUGAAUCGUUUAAUAAGGUGAAAGAUCAGUACAUGUAUUUAGGGAUGUAAACAAUUGUAUCAUUUAUGAAAGUUAUUCUUAAGAUUAUGUGUGUAGAUGGCUAGUUAAAUUUAAAAACUGAUAUUUUAUAAAGGUCAUCGUGUGAGAUAGUACAGCAGGGUGUCCACAGUACAAAUAAUUUGCAAAAAAAGACCAGGAUUCCAGUCAAACAUAGUUGAUGUGACAUUGUGUAUAUUGUGGCUUGUAUCUAUAUUAAGCAUAUUAUUUUAGUGUGCUUAUAGCUACUUUACUAGCAACUCUAUGAGAUUGGGCCCAGGUGGUCCAAUUUUGAAAAACAAUAUUUGUCAAUACCUAGAUUUUGUACAUAUUAAACCAGACACAAGUUUUCAAAGUUUAAAAGGUUUUUUUUUUACUCACACUACAUGAAAGUUGCAGACCUGAAAAAAUAGCCUACCUUUUAAGGUUUGGCUCUGUUCUGAAUUCCAACUCUGUCUUUACUGUUUUACAAAAGGAUUACACAGUUUUCAAUUAUACCUUAUGUUCUUAUAUCAGUAAUUGGAAAAAAGAUGUUCCUGGAAAAAAGUCUGAUUUAUGACAUAUGUAUUUCCCAUAGAGAAGGUGCAUAUUAAUUUGGUUUAAAUCAAUACUUCAAAAAGAAGUGAUGUGCUUUCCCCGUUAUUUUGUUUAUUUCCUAGAAUAUUUAUAAACUAUUACAUGUAUUCGGCAGGAAGAUAAUUUAUUUAGAUUUACAAUUGAUAAAACCUCCUUCUUCAGUUUUCUCACCAUUUUGAACCAUCGACUGAGAAGCGGUUGAGCAGUGUAUGGUGGAAAUUGAGCAGUGUAUGGUGGAAAACUGUGCAUUACUGGUAUAAUAAUAUAAUAACUGGAUUUACAUAGCGCCAAAUUCCCAAAGGUAUGUGAACUGUGUGGGUAUAAUUGGCAUGUUAUUAUGGGUUAGCAUAAUGAUCUAGUACCAUUUCUAACAAAAGUUAAUUAAUUAAAUGGUCAGAGAGUUGGAGUAUUUGACUGUGCGGUGUGUAGAUGUAUACUCUACUCAAUAUUCCAGGCUAGCAUAGAUUAUCUAUUCACAAUCCAUAGUGGAUGAUAUUGAAGGGUCAAACUGAAGGAGGGUUAAUGUUUUUGCUGUUAUAAAUAGUUGUAAAAUUACGGUUGGAUGGGUUUUAGUCUUUGUAUUCUUGUUGCCUAAGCUUAUAUCAUGUAUAGGUACCAAGGUCAUUCAAACUUAAUUAAAGAUCACCAUUUAAAGAAA